Messenger RNA from Impatiens glandulifera, 1176 nucleotides. RefSeq names its product carbonic anhydrase 2-like. Lineage: Eukaryota; Viridiplantae; Streptophyta; Magnoliopsida; Ericales; Balsaminaceae. Gene Ontology annotation, biological process: carbon utilization. Gene Ontology annotation, molecular function: carbonate dehydratase activity; zinc ion binding. The coding region runs from base 156 to 929 and encodes 257 amino acids. The transcript is spliced from 9 exons. The record is from RefSeq and is a predicted model, not a curated record.
UUCAAUGAAGAAACUAUAGAGACUGUAUGUAGAGAGAUCUAGAGAGAGAAAGGAGAAAGAGAUCCAUCCAGAUUCCAGCGCCUUCUGUAUACAAAUUAAAACAGCUUCUCGGAAAGGCAAACAGUCCUGCGGGAUAAGAAAAAGAGAAAGCAAACAUGCCGACGGAUUCAUACAAGGAAGCCAUUGCAGGAUUGCAAAAACUUCUCAGUGAGAAAAAGGAACUUGAGUUCGUCGCCGCCUCAAAGAUCAAGCAAUUGACGGCAGAUCUGGCGGCGGCCGCCGGAAAAGAAGAAUUCGAUCCGGUGGAGAGGCUGAAGAGCGGAUUUGGCCGCUUCAAAACACAGAAAUUCGAAAAGAAUCCUGAUUUGUUUGGAGAACUAGCCAACGGCCAAAGUCCCAAGUUCUUGGUGUUCGCAUGCUCUGAUUCCCGAGUUUGCCCAUCACAUGUUCUUGAUUUUCAACCUGGGGAUGCUUUUGUGGUCCGAAACAUUGCUAAUAUGGUCCCUCCUUAUGAUCAGAAAUUGUACUCGGGUGUGGGAGCAGCCAUUGAAUAUGCAGUACUGCAUCUCAAGGUGGAGAAUAUCGUGGUCAUUGGACACAGUUGUUGUGGAGGUAUUAAGGGUCUGAUGUCUAUCCCGGAUGAUGGGUCCACUAAUAGCGAUUUCAUCGAGAACUGGGUGAAAAUAUGUUUGCCAGCCAAAGCAAGAGUGAAAGCUGAGUAUGAUGGUAUAGAUUUUGCUGAACAAUGCACUAACUGUGAGAAGGAAGCUGUAAAUGUAUCACUUGGGAACCUAUUAACAUACCCAUUUGUGAGGGAUGGAGUUAUAAAGAAGACACUAUCCAUCAAGGGAGCACAUUAUGACUUCAUCAAGUGUUCAUUUGAGACAUGGAAUCUCGACUUUGGCAUUUCUACUUCUCAGCGCUUUUGACAAGUCGAUUAAAUCAAUUUCAACCGUGUUGCCUAAAGCCAAGUUUAUAUGUCUUGUGUUGUUUGUAAAUGCCAUUAUCUUCUUAUAUUAAUUAUUAUAGAAGAAAUAAAUCAGAAGCUGGAUGGCUUCUUAAUUUAUAGACCUUAUUAUGUAAGUUUUGCAAUACUUCUAUUUAAUUAGAAAGGUGUUCUGCAGCCUUUGUAAUCCAGGCAUAACAAUUUGCAAUAAAUCAGAUUGCCUUUUUUGU